AUGGAGUUGGAUGAAUGCCUGGAGAAGCUGUAUGUGGGGCAAUUGCUGCCGGAGAUCACGAUCAGGGCACUGUGUUUCAAGCUCAAGGAGAUGCUUGUGAAAGAAUCAAACGUCAUACAUAUCACAACACCUGUUACUGUAGUUGGAGACAUGCACGGUCAGUUUCAUGAUAUGCUGGAGAUGUUCAAGAUAGGUGGUAGGGUUCCUGAUACGAACUAUCUGUUUCUGGGUGAUUAUGUCGAUAGAGGCCUCUAUAGUAUUGAGACAAUCAUGCUCUUGAUUGUAUUGAAACUGAGGUAUCCAAAUAGAAUACAUUUAUUGAGAGGCAACCACGAAUCGAGGCAAAUUACACAGAGUUACGGAUUUUACACUGAAUGUUUGAACAAGUAUGGAGACGAUUCUAGAGUUUGGCAUUAUCUGACGGAUGUUUUUGAUCACUUAGUACUAUGUUGCAUCAUUGACGAUUCAAUAUUUUGCGUUCAUGGUGGUCUCUCGCCGAAUGUACAGACAAUAGAUCAAAUAAAAAUUAUAGAUAGGUUUAGAGAGAUCCCACACGAUGGCGCAAUGGCUGACUUGGUAUGGUCCGAUCCCGAGGAUAAUACUGGCACGAAUAAUUUGAAUGGUAUGGACAUGAUUACAUCGAAUGAUCCAGAGGUAGCGUUCAAACAAUCUCUAUCAGUCCCUUCGCAACAAUUUCAAGUAUCACCAAGAGGUGCUGGUUACACUUUUGGUAGGAGCGUGGUAGAAAAGUUUCUGUACUUGAAUAAUAUGGAAAGAAUUUAUAGAGCUCACCAACUGUGUAAUGAAGGGUAUCAAAUUUAUUUUGAUGGGCUUGUUACUACAGUAUGGUCUGCUCCAAAUUACUGUUAUAGAUGUGGCAAUAAAGCUUCAAUUCUUGAGCUGUAUAGUAAGAACGACUACUAUUUCAACGUAUUUGAUGAAGCUCCAGAAAAUAAGAUAAAUGGAUUAAGUCAAUCUUCCACAUCAGAUAUCACUGCACGAAAGCUGUUAAAUGAUUACUUCAAUGAUGAUAAUGACCUUAUUGAUAAUGAUGGUUCAAUAACGGAAACGGACGUUUUUUCAGAAGAAUAUCAAUCAAAAUCAGCCUCUUCAAGACGUGUGGAGUAUUUUUUAUAA
Molecule: messenger RNA, 1137 nt
Organism: Kazachstania africana CBS 2517
Lineage: Eukaryota; Fungi; Ascomycota; Saccharomycetes; Saccharomycetales; Saccharomycetaceae
Gene: PPG1
Product: putative serine/threonine-protein kinase PPG1
Exons: 1
Coding region: 1-1137 (378 amino acids)
Biological process (GO): peptidyl-serine dephosphorylation
Cellular component (GO): FAR/SIP/STRIPAK complex
Molecular function (GO): protein serine/threonine phosphatase activity
Source: RefSeq, a predicted model, not a curated record